AACGCCAUCGCCGGUGAGAAUCCUUGUUAAUCAGUGCAACUUGUACCGGGGUUUCUAGAGUGGUUACCACGUUUUGCGGCAAUGCACAGCAUGGUUUGGUGUUCCCGCGGAAUGCAUAACCCCCAAGAUGGUGCACGCAAAGAGUUACGAAUCUUAGAGGCCGUGUUGUAAGCACGUAUAAUUUUUAUUUUUACCCACUAGACGCCGCUAGUUGUCUGUUGCAAACCGCACGUCUCGAGUAGUUCUUUCCGCGCGGUGCCAGCAGUCAGUUUCGAGGGUAGGUUGCUAGCAGAAUGGAGGCUGUGGCACGAGUUCCCGGGAAGUUUCCAGAGAAGCUGAAUACGUGUUGGACAAUGAUAAUUCUCGCGCUUUUGUUACUGACGUCACGGCGCUCCAUGGCCAGAGAAGACGCAUUGCCCGUGCUGAGGGAGUUUUCAUUUCCGCCGGAAGUCACACUGGGCGAACACAUAUUGGUGAGCUGCGCGGUUAAGAAGGGCGCCACUGGACUGCACCACAUGACGUGGUUGAAGGACGGCAAGGACAUAGAGAACAGCGAUCGGGUGUCGGUAUUGGCGCACUUCAGCGAUGGCGUAACUCUGCGCAUUGCUAACCUGCGUCCCGAAGACGUCGGCAACUACACUUGCGUAGCGAGGAACUCCUUCGGCAGCGACAGCUUCACGGCGCCGCUCGUCGUACAAGGUAACUUUCUCGUAAAGCAGCUCCACGCGCCCGAGCCGCAGACCAGCGGCUUCCAGCCGAACCUGGCUUUGGGCGACGACGCGAUUGCCAGCUGCUUUGUACCCAAAGCAAGCUGGCACGGCGAAGGCCUUCGUAUGACCUGGACAAAGGAGAACGACGGUGACGAUCUCUCCGCCAAUGGUCGGGUGUCUUUUCUACGGGCGUCGAAAAGCAGCAUCACUCUGGGCAUAAGCGACGUGCGACGCGAGGACAUUGGAAACUACACCUGUGCCGUUUUUUACGGGGCGUCUACGGCGAGCGUUACGGUGCCCCUGACCAUCUCCGAGCCUCCGAAGAUCAAGGAAUUUAAGUUUCCCGGAAACCUCUCUCCCGGAGACACGGUCGCCGUCAGCUGCGUGGUCAAAAAGGGAAGCGCGGGUCCGUUCGAACUAUUCUGGAUGAAAGACGGCAUCCCCGUGGAACUCACUGCAAGCGUCGCAGUGUCCUCGCACAAGGGUGGACCGUUGUCCACGCUGAGCAUAGUGGACGUCUCGGGCGAGCACAGCGGGAACUACACCUGCGUUGCCCGGAAUGCGGCCGGAAGUGACGAAUACUCGGCGCACCUGGCAGUGACAGUAUCCCUGGGAGAAGAAAUCGUUGCCACAUGCUCCGUGAAGAAAGGAUCCACGGGACCGUACGCGCUGACGUGGCUGAAAGGUGGCGCGCCAUUGGAGAACUCCGGUCACGUGACAGUGAGCUUUACAGCUAGCGCAACCUCGCUGAGCAUCGGCGGCGUGCGCGUGGACGACGUCGGCAACUACACCUGCAAGGCGGCCAACUCCUUCGGCAGCGACACCCUCACCUUGCCGCUGCUGAUUGCAGGCCCCGUUGGCAUGGCCUGUUACGAGGACCAAAACAAGACCGCGGCUCGCCAUCUGGACACACCUAACUGGAAAUGCUAA
Dermacentor silvarum is the source of this 1640-nucleotide messenger RNA. RefSeq names its product hemicentin-1-like. NCBI's taxonomy places the organism in Eukaryota, Metazoa, Arthropoda, Arachnida, Ixodida, Ixodidae. Gene Ontology annotation, biological process: dendrite self-avoidance; homophilic cell-cell adhesion; axon guidance. The transcript has 6 exons. The coding region runs from base 294 to 1640 and encodes 448 amino acids. Gene Ontology annotation, molecular function: cell-cell adhesion mediator activity. The record is from RefSeq and is a predicted model, not a curated record. Gene Ontology annotation, cellular component: plasma membrane; axon.